Messenger RNA from Antechinus flavipes (yellow-footed antechinus), 2377 nucleotides. It is a transcript of the gene ENTREP2, whose product is annotated as endosomal transmembrane epsin interactor 2. Gene Ontology annotation, cellular component: membrane. The record is from RefSeq and is a predicted model, not a curated record. Lineage: Eukaryota; Metazoa; Chordata; Mammalia; Dasyuromorphia; Dasyuridae. The coding region runs from base 79 to 1983 and encodes 634 amino acids. The transcript has 10 exons.
GCAUCAGCAGAGGACGAAGACGAAGCGGUGUCAGCCUGAGGAGCUGCGGCCCCGCCCGGAGCCCGCAGAGCGCCCGGGAUGCCGCCGGCCGUGGCCGGGGGUGGCUCGGGCUUGGCGGUGGCGGGUCCCCGCUCGUUGAGCCCCGCCGCCCUGUCCCGCAGCCUAUCUCGCCUGCGCGAGUACCGGACCCGCUCCCGGAUCAUGCUGGCUCUCGGGGUCACGCAGAUGGUGCUCGGAUGCCUCAUCGUGGCAGUCAGCUUCGCGGCGCUGGCCCUGACCACCUCAGCUAGGGUCCGGCACUCCUGCCCCUUCUGGGCUGGUUUCUCGGUGCUCUUAUCUGGACUUAUUGGUGUUGUUUCUUGGAAAAGGCCCUUAUCCCUUGUGAUAACUUUUUUCAUGUUGCUGUCAGCAGUGUGUGUAAUGCUGAAUUUGGCUGGUUCUAUUCUCUCCUGUCAGAAUGCUCAGCUAGUCAACUCCCUAGAAGGCUGUCAGUUGAUAAAAUUUGACAGUGUUGAAGUAUGUGUUUGCUGUGAAAUGCAACAUCAAUCAUCAGGCUGCAGCAAUCUUGGUGAAACCCUAAAACUAAACCCACUUCAGGAGGAUUGUAAUGCUGUGAGACUGACUUUAAAGGACCUCUUAUUCAGUGUGUGUGCUCUCAACAUAAUUUCUACCAUUGUUUGUGCGUUAGCUACAGCUAUGUGCUGUAUGCAGAUGGUUUCUUCUGAUGUGUUACAAAUGGUUACCAGUCUAGACCAGCAAGUAACUGAAUCUAGCUUAGGGGAUCAAAACACAACUGCUGGUUUCAGUACACAAGUUUCCGUGGAUAGUACUUCUCUUUUGGUGUCUGAAGUUGCUGACAUUCCGGAUCAUAGUUACUCCUCUGAAGACCUUUGUUCUUUGGAAGUUCAAAGCUCUCUCCGUUCUGCAGACUUUUCUCCAUACAGUACAAUCCUUAAAGCGGCCACAGACAGUAGCUGUACCAGCUUGGAUCGCAGUGUGCGCUGCAGAUUCCACAGGACUCACUCACCAUGUUCCCCCAUGGAAGCUAGAGGCUGCCAGCAUAGAUCCUCUCUAAAUAGAUCUCACAUCCAGGACUAUGAGAGUUCUCCUCAGAGAUCUCCAGACUGUUCUUCUGAGAAUUGUAGCUUCUCAGAGUCCCAGGACUCUGUGCGGGAGAAUCAAUCACAGCCACAGUUAAAACAAAUGAAAAUGUGUUGUGGGAGCUUUAGCCAGUCUUCUGCAAGUCAUUCCCAGCCCUCUCUCUGUUCAGUUCCUGCAAAUACUUCAUUACAUCAUGGCUGCCCAGAGAGAACUGUCCUGGCAAAACGUGUAAGGAAAAAACGAAUUUCAAAUAUUGUCCGAUCUACCAGUGAUCCUAUUUCAUGUUCAUCCAGCACAGAAGGAGAUACCUCUUCCUACACACCUCUAUAUAGCCAGCAUCGUGAAGCAAGACUAUCUCAGUCGGAUUUAGAGACAGUUUCCAUUUCUAGCUCUCACAUGGCUGCUUCUGCUUAUCAGGACCAUUUUUUGCCAGCUGGAAAACAAAGACAUACCAGGAAAGUUGACCAACAUUUAAAGCCAAAGGUCUUACGGACCAUCUCAAAAGAGCAGCCACCCUCUUUAGUGGACCUUAAGGCCUAUAAAGACACAAAAAUUUUGGUGGCUAAAUUUUUGGAACAUUCAAACUGUAAUCUCCCUCCAGAAGUACAGCAUGUGGUGAACACUAUCCGGUCAGUCAUCAAAUCUGAUGAACGACACAUGGAAGAAGCCAUCUUCAGUGCCAACAUUAUAGAACAGGUCAUUGCCAGUUCUCAGCAGAAUGUGACUCUCUCUAGAAAACAGUUUCAAGAAGACCUCCAUCUGCAAAGCUGCGGUGCCCUGAGCUCUCCGGUUGCUUUCUUGCAUAGAGUACACCUCCCUCUCAGACUAGAAGGAAACAGCCCCCAGGGUUUUGUUGAAGCUUGCCGGGAGACCAUAAUUUGAUAUUGAACUAGAUGUACCUAGGAAAGAUCAGAAAACUGAAUUUUGCCCUCCCAGAUCUGAAUGACCACCUCAGAGAAGAGCACUUUAGGGGGUGUGGGGGGGGGGCAAAAGCGUCAUCCAAUAAGAUUAUAUUUCUUCUUUAUCUGAAAGAGAAUAAUGCACAGAUUUUAUUGAAUGCCCAAAUUAAAUGUAUGUUAUCAUGUAACAAAAGACAUUUUCCAAAUGGAUUAUUUUUUUGCUCAGAUGUGCUUGUUUAAAUGUUGCUGUGAGGUAAUUUCCAGGAAACCCCCCCUAAGCCACAAGAGAUCUGUUUGUACAACUUGAAAGUUGUAUGUAUUUAAUGUACCUCGCGGUGUUUUAACAAUGAUCAGUGUUUAAUAAAAAGUAUUUCUGA